CAUACAUUGACCAUGAUAAAUUAGAUAUGAUCGCAGAUGACACAGAAGUAGUUGAAAGAAAUAUUCUUAUAAAAUUUGGCCUUUUUGGAGAAGCCCUUUUAGAAAAAAUUGCAAAGAAACAAAAAAUUUUAAAUGAUGAUUUUCGAUUGUCUCACAUGAUUGAUCUUCUAGUGCACCUCCACAUUAUUGCUGAAGUAAGAGUUAAUCACCUCAACAUCAUCACUGAAGAUGUAGACUUUGAAAAAGAAAAGGUUCAUGUUGUCACCGAUGUCAAAAGUAACAAAGAAAAAAUUAAAUAUUUUUUUCCGUGUGCAUUACCAUCUUACGACAAGCUCAAUCCUGCCCUAACAGAAAUACAACCACUUCUCAUAGCAUGGGAGAUUAAGUACAGUGGGACAACAACUCUAGCCAUCCCUCAAGGAUUAUUUCCUUUAACCAUUGUACACCUUUUAGAGAGAAAAAAGGAAGAAGUUGACUUCAGUCCUGAUCGAGAUUCUCACAAAUUCUACAGAUAUCAUGAUGCCAUGUCACUUCGUGUUUACGAAAGAUACUUCAUUGAUAUCAUCAAUCGCUAUACACAUCUUGAAAUACAUUUUCGUGGCUAUAAGAAAUCUUAUUCACAGAUAGUUGCAGAAGUUCGUGAAUUAUUGAGAAAAGUUAUGGAAAAAAGUAGUAAAAAUCUUAAAGUUGAGGAAGAUACUAAGUUUAUCUUUGCUUUCAAAUGCCCCGAAAAAGGAACCUACUGCAUUGUCCGAGAAAAAGACAAAUCUAAAGGCAAAGCUUCUACAUGGUGUACUGAAUGUGUCUCACAAUGCAACGUACUAGAUUUAGAAAAUGAUGAUAGCUACAGAUGUUGGUUUAGUGAUCAAUUGUCCAGUCCAGGAAAUAAGUUUGCAUCAUUAGAAGGCCAAGACCCACCUACGAAGAAAUGUGGAGUGCAACACACUGAAUUAGAUACCAGUAAUCUUAUUCAUAUACUUGAUAUACUAAAGAAGCAUGGAUAUUCUGGUGUUGAUUAUUAUUACCUUGGUCUUCGUUUGGGACUGCUCCCUCGUACACUUGAUGUUAUUGAGGAAGAAAGCAAAGGAAAUGUUCGUAAUGGACUAAGAGAAUGUUUGAAGGCAUGGUUGGAACAAAAAGACAAUGUAAAGAGUGUUGGUGGUCCAACUUAUGAUACAUUAAUACAAGCAUUGAGGGAUGAGGAAGAGAAUGCUGUAGCUGAUGGGAUUGAAAAAGAUAUCAAUACAAAGAAAUGAGAUAGUUUCACUAGAAGUAACUCUCUAGGAUUCAUAUGCACAGCACACAUUAUUAUACAAAUAGUUUUCUUGCAAAAAUAAUGUUUUCAUUUUUUAAUUUUUUUUAUUCAUGUGAAAGCACGUGGUUUAAUUAUACGGAGUAUAAACGGAAAAUAUACAGAAGUGGGAAGAGGAGUCUUUUCUUCUUAAAGAAUGAGUUCCAUAUAUAUAACAGAGCCCCCUACUAAAGGAAAGGUAGUUAAUCCAGCAGCAGCUGUAUUAGUGACUACUGGCCCCUCCCCUCAGGUACUAUUAAAGACCACACUGGGUGAUAUUGAUAUUGAACUGUGGUCCAAAGAGGCUCCUCUGGCCUGUCGUAACUUCAUACAAUUGUGUUUAGAAGAUUAUUAUAAUGAUACCAUAUUCCACAGAGUCGUUUUUGGUAAUGGA
This is a messenger RNA of Amphimedon queenslandica, 1685 nucleotides long. RefSeq lists its product as uncharacterized. The transcript is spliced from 4 exons. NCBI's taxonomy places the organism in Eukaryota, Metazoa, Porifera, Demospongiae, Haplosclerida, Niphatidae. Gene Ontology annotation, biological process: signal transduction. Gene Ontology annotation, molecular function: protein binding. The record is from RefSeq and is a predicted model, not a curated record. Bases 27 to 1256 code for a protein of 409 amino acids.